CGGAACUUGUUGCAAAAAUUGCUAAAAAUUGCUUAAAACUUAGAAAAGGCACGCCACAGCAAGCAAAAUACGAAGAGGUAGUGCUUAAUAAAUGAUUGACAAACUAAAUGCGCAUUAAAAUGGAUUGUGAAGUGCCCGAGCAACAAAAACAGCAGCUACAACAACAACAGCAGCAACAACAACAAAGCAACAACAAGUUGUAUGCGAGAAAGCCACAGCAGCAACAACAGCAGCAACAACAGCAGCAGCAACAGCAGCAGGAAAGCAGCGACGAUGAUGAUUUGAGCAAAACAGAGCGCAAAAAUUUGGAAUUUGCACAGAAAUUGGGGUACAGCGAGCAGUCGAUACACACGGCGCUAACGCGCCUUGGCUCCGAGGCUAAACAGAAUGAGCUGCUCGCCGAGCUUAUUAAAUUAACGGCAGAUUCGCCCCGGCCAACAGUCAGCAACAAUUGCAAUAGCAAUAGCAACAGCAGUAACAAUAACAACAGCAAUUGCAACAAUAACAAUCAUGUGCCACCAUCCAGCAGCAGCAAUGGUUCGCUGCGUCACAUCGUGAUUGAUGGCAGCAAUGUAGCAUUGUCGCAUGGCAAUAACACGAUCUUCAGCUGCCGCGGCAUACGUAUCUGUGUGGAUUGGUUCCGGCAGCGUGGACAUCGUCACAUCACCGCCUUUGUGCCCAAUUGGCGCAAGGAGCUGGCCAACAAUAAUAUCACCGAGCAGGAGCUACUCUAUGAGCUGGAGCAUGAACGAGUGUUGGUCUUUACGCCAUCGCGUCACUUGGAUGGGAAACGCGUCUCGUGCUACGAUGACCGUUUCAUACUGAAACUGGCCGUGGAAACGGAUGGAAUUGUGGUGUCCAAUGAUAACUAUCGAGACCUGUUGCUGGAGAGCAACGAGUAUCGCAAGGUGGUGCAGGAACGUCUGCUGAUGUACUCCUUUGUGGACGAUAUAUUUAUGCCGCCCGAUGAUCCGCUGGGUCGUUCGGGACCCACGCUGGACAUGCUGCUGCGCGGCCAGCAGACGCAGCAGAAGAUGUCCGAUGCACAGCAGCAGUUGUGUCCCUAUGGCAAGAAAUGCACCUACGGCCAGAAGUGCAAGUUUCGCCAUCAGACGGCACAGCUGCAACUGCAACGCCUACCGCUUCAGGUCUCGCACAGUGCUCCACUGCACAGCAAUGGGGGGCAGCAGUUGCUCUCCAAUAGCAGCAGCACCAACAAUGCAAAGAUGGCAGCGCUUGCGCGCACCAAAUCGAAUACCAUUGAGAAAAUCUCGCAGCAGCAACAGCAGCAACAACAACAACUCUGCCAUUCGUUUAACAAUCAACUGGACCUGGAUGCAGAUGCGUCGCAGCAGCUGAAUCGCCACAAGAAACUGCAACGUCAGGCGCCACCUCCCGCCUUUCGCCUGCUGGUGCCACCGGGCAACAACAACAACAGCAGCAACAACUAUCAACAUCAGUAUCUGACACGCACACCAUCCGCACCGUUGACGGAUCAGCAUCAGCAGGCGGCCAAGUUAUCGCUAUCCAUGCCCGCCCACAAUUUAGCCCAUUUGUCCGCGUCGGAUUCACGGAUCAACGAGGAGCUGCACACGGCGCAGGCAUCGCGGGAGGAGCAACGGCGUCUGAUGCGCUAUCAUUUGAGCAGCCUGUUCCCGCAGCAUCAGGUGCAUGCGGUGCUCCAGCUGUAUCCGGAUGAGACAGAUGCAAAGACCAUUUGUGCAGCUAUACUUAAUUUAUUUCCGCAUAAUUAGACUAAAACUUAGGCUAGACGCAAGAUGCGUCCGUAAAUUAUUUAAAUUUUUGUUACAAUUUUAAAGGU
This is a messenger RNA of Drosophila grimshawi, 1822 nucleotides long. RefSeq names its product probable ribonuclease ZC3H12C (gene Regnase-1). Lineage: Eukaryota; Metazoa; Arthropoda; Insecta; Diptera; Drosophilidae. The coding region runs from base 108 to 1754 and encodes 548 amino acids. The transcript has a single exon. Gene Ontology annotation, molecular function: mRNA binding; metal ion binding; RNA endonuclease activity. The record is from RefSeq and is a predicted model, not a curated record. Gene Ontology annotation, cellular component: nucleus; cytoplasmic ribonucleoprotein granule.